AUGGUUAGACCGCGAAGAAUCCAGAAGCGUCUUUCGAAUAGCUCACGAUCAAGACGCCAACAACGGGCCCGUCAUAAAGAUAGCUUGUUCUUCAAGUCCUUCGAGUACUGUCGGGAGUGCGAUGCGGAUAUCUUCAUCAUGGUCCGCCUCAAGCAAAAUGGCCAGAUCCAAUUCUUUAACUCCGACAGCAAAUGGCCCCCUUCCCUGGAGGAGCUAACUUCGUAUUAUCCAAGGCCGAAACAAAUCACGUGGGAAGAGUUGGCCACCAGAUAUAUCUUUGAAGAUUCACUUCCUUCCCCUAUGCCGAAGAAAAUAGAGAUAAAUGAAGGGUUUGUGGCAAGUUCGAGGAGCAUGAAUGAAAAGGAUGUGGAAUCUGGCUCGAACUGA
This is a messenger RNA of Aspergillus tanneri, 387 nucleotides long. RefSeq lists its product as uncharacterized. The record is from RefSeq and is a predicted model, not a curated record. The transcript has 2 exons. Gene Ontology annotation, molecular function: DNA binding; protein dimerization activity. NCBI's taxonomy places the organism in Eukaryota, Fungi, Ascomycota, Eurotiomycetes, Eurotiales, Aspergillaceae. Bases 1 to 387 code for a protein of 128 amino acids.